UUCCGAGGCGCCGCCAGAGACAACCCCGGCCCGCCCGGGGGGCGGCGGGGAGCGCACACCCGGCGCCUCUCUCUCUCUUCCCGGGAAAACAGGAGCCCGGCUCCGGCUCCGCGGGGAAGGGCGCUCCCGCCGCGGACUUCGGGCGGCAGCCGGCCCCGCGCUCCCGGCGCCUCGCCCCUCCCGCGGGUCCCCGGGGCUCCCCUCGGACCCGGCGCCCUCCUCCCCCGAGGCGCGCGCGCGCGCGUCUGGCCCCCGCCGUCCCGCCCGCCGGCGUGGAGCAGGCGCGCCCACUCGCGACGCGGCGCCAUGCAGCCCGGAGAGGAGGGCUGAGCGCGGCGCGGCCAGGGUCCCUGGGCUGGGGCCCGCGCCCCGGCUCCCCGGGGUGGGGCAGGGUGGGGGUGGGCCGAGGCGUGCACUCCGGGAAGUCUCUCGGCGGCGCGAAUAAAAGGGCGCCGGCGCGCCGUGCCGCGCUGGGAAGCCGCGCCGCCUCGCCUCGCCCCCGGCCCCGCCAAGGGCAUGGCCCCGGCGGACCCCCGGCCCUGACGCGCGCGCCCCGGCCCCGCGGAUGCCCUGCGCGCCUCGCCCCCCUGUGUCGCGGCUUCCGAGGGACAGGUGUCCCGGGAUGACGCGCCCCGACGGGAUGCCCGGGCGGGCGCCGUGGCGAGCACUCUCCGUGGUGCUGAUUCUGCUAUGGGGACAGCCGCCCACCGCGCGGGCCUGCCCGCACCCUUGCGCCUGCUACGUUCCCAGCGAGGUCCACUGCACCUUUCGCUCCCUGGCUUCCGUGCCCGCCGGGAUUUCCAGACUCGUGGAGAGGAUCAACCUGGGGUUUAAUAGCAUACAGGCUUUGUCGGAAACCUCGUUUGCGGGACUGACCAAGUUGGAGUUGCUCAUGAUUCAUGGCAAUGACAUCCCCAGCAUCCCCGACGGGGCUCUGCGAGACCUCACAUCUCUGCAGGUUUUCAAGUUCAGCUACAAUAAGCUUCGGGUGAUCACAGGAGAGACCCUGCGGGGCCUCUGGAGCUUAGUAAGGCUACACGUGGACCACAACCAGAUCGAGUUUAUCCACCCACAGGCUUUCAGCGGCUUGACGUCCCUUAGGCUCCUGCACUUAGAGGGAAACCUGCUUCACCAGCUACACCCCGCCACGUUCUCCACGUUCACGUUCCUGGACUAUUUCAAGCUCUCCACCAUAAGACACCUCUACUUAGCCGAGAACACGAUGAGAACGCUUCCCAGCGGUAUGCUGCAGAACAUGCCUCUUCUGGAGAACCUUUACCUGCACGGGAAUCCGUGGGCCUGCGACUGCGAGAUGAGGUGGUUUCUGGAAUGGGAGGCGAAAUCCAAAGGGAUUCUGAAGUGUAAGAAGGACAAAGCCUACGCAGGCGGUCAGCUCUGCUCCGCGUGCUCCAGUCCCAGGAAGCUGCAGAAACAAGAGCUUCAGAAGCUGGCGGACAUCACUUGCGAGAAGCCUUCCAUCGAGUCCCCCCUGAGGCAGAACGGCAGCCGGAGCGGCGAGGAAGAUCAGGAUGAAGAGGAGGACGGUGACCACCCCUUCCCCCCGGAGGGCUCCCCGUAUCCCACGUGGAACGUCUCUCUGAACAUGAGUGACGAGCACGGGAACACGGUGAACUUGGUCUGUGACAUCAGGAAGCCCACGGACGUGUACAGACUGCACUUGAACCAGACGGACCGUCAAGAGAUAGAGAUAAACGCCACGGUCGCCUUGGACUUCGAGUGUCCGAUGACGCGAGAAAACUACGAGAAACUCUGGAAGCUGAUCGCCUAUUACAGCGAGGUCCCUGUGAAGCUGCACAGAGAACUCACGCUCGGCAAAGACCCCAGGCUCGGCUACCAGUACAGGCAGGACGCCGACGAUGAGACCCUCUACUACACGGGUGUCAGAGCCCACAUCCUGGCUGAACCAGACUGGGUCACGCAGCCGUCCAUAGACCUCCAGCUCAACCGGCGGCAGAGCACGGCCAAGACGGUGCUGCUCUCCUACUCCUCUCAGCACGCUCUCACCCUGUCCGCCAAGGACGCGAGGCCGUCUCGGAGCAGAAGCUGGGUCAUGAUUGAGCCUGGCAGGGCCGUGCAGAGGGCCCAGACGGUCUUGGAAGGGAGCCCGUGCCAGCUGAGCUGCAACGUGAAGGCUUCCGAGAGCCCGUCCAUCUCCUGGGUGCUCCCCGAUGGCUCUGUCCUGAAAGCGCCGGCGGAAGACAAGGACGGCAGGGUCUCCAUCCUCACCAGCGGCUGGCUCAAGAUCCGAUCCACGCAGCAGUCAGACGCUGGUUUGUACCAGUGCAUCGCUUGGGUGAGGGAUGAAAUGGAUCGAAUGGUCUACAGGGUCCUUGUGCAGCCACCGGUCACUCAGCCCCCAGAUGGACACGCGGUGACCAUUCAGAAGAACCCAGGGGAGCCGGUGAUGCUGCCUUGCAAGGCACUGGCCGUACCCGAAGCCCAGAUCAGCUGGGUGCUUCCAAACAAGAGGAUAGUGAACGACAUGGCCAACACGUCCCACGCGUACGUGUUGGCCGACGGAACGCUUUCCAUCCCGAAGCUCCAAGGCGGCGACAGCGGUUACUACAGAUGCGUGGCUGUCAACCAGCGAGGGGCGGAUCACUUGACGGUGGGGGUCACGGUGAGUAAGAAGGGAUCCGCCAGGUCAUCGAAAAGAGGCCGACGCCCAGGUGGGAAGACCCUUCCCAGAGGAAGAGGAGACGUCGUGGAGGAUGCAGGGGGAUCCGGCAUAGGCGAUGAAGAUGACACGUCGAGGAGAGUUCUGCAUCCGAAGGACCAAGAGAUGUUCAUCAAAGCAGAGGACGACGCCACGGCCGGAGGUCAGAAAACCAAGAAAGGGCGCCGAAAACUGAAACCCUGGAAGACUUCCGAAACGGAACCGGAGACAAACAUCGCAGAAGGUCGCCGGGCGUUUGAGUCCAGGCGAAGAAUAAAUGUGGCAAACAAACAGAUCAAUCCCGAGCGCUGGGCAGAUAUUUUAGCCCGGGUACGUGGGAGAAAGCGACCCAAAGGAACGGAAGUACCCCAGGCCACGAAAGCCAGCACACCUCCAUCAGUGAGUCGGGAAGGGACACCCCUUUUGCCUCCUGCCCCUCCCCCUUCGGUAUCACCGGUGCAGCCCCCAGCUGGUGCAGAAGAAUCCUCAGGAGAUGUGUCUAUAUUUGGCCAGGAGGAGCAGGUUUCCAGCACUGUUUCUUCAACCAGGAUGGUUGUGGUCCCACCUGGCCCUGACGGAGUGAUUCUUGCUGACCCCAAAGUGACAACCACACACCUGGAAGAAUUCAUCGACGAUGAGUUUUCUGAGAAGACGAAGCCUGCGCCUCCCACUGAAGUCGACUCGAACUGGGCUACAGCCAUGACACUGCUAUCCAUACCUUCUGAAUCCUCUCCUAGUCUACAGGCCCUGGAUAUGGUCCGCGAAGAGCCCACCGAGGAACGCAUAGCCACAGAGGGCUGGUCUACACCAGAUGUUGCGUAUGCGUCUCCACUGGAUGCCGUCUCCGUGGCCGGGGCUGAGACUCUACCGUACUCUUACCGAGAUCUGGAGACAGAUUCACAACCAGGUGAAAAUACGGUGAAAGAACACACGUCCACACGCUUCACUCCAACGCCCGCCUGGUGGGUUGCUGACACCAGGACCUCUGAGCCAUUUGAAGAUCCCACUUUCGGGGACCCCGAAGUCCCAGCACAAACACCUCUGCAAGAACAAACAGACAGCCCGCAGCUUGUGGAAAGUGGCUUGAGCGCUCAAGGACACCCACUGACUCCCAAGGGCACAGAGGAGAAUUCUCAGACGCGACGGGAAGGAGGUCUGCUAGAGAGAGACCCCGCAAGCUCCGGAAGUCCUGAGAGUAAGAGGCACGGCGUCGAAUCCACCACCCCGCGUGACUCAGCACUGGAAGCCGUGGACAGCCUCACUGCCUCGAAGCCUCCCAGGGAAACCACACCUGGCGCUCUGUUUGGCAAGGAUGCCACCACGGCAGCAAUGAUGACUUCACCCCAAAAGGCCGCUUCACCAUCUGCGCCCACCACUCAUCCUUCUCGAAAGAGACCCCACGGGAGGAGGCGACCACGCCCCCAGCGGCUCAGACACCGGCAUAAACAAACCCCGCCCACGACUUUUGCCCCGACGGACACUUUCUCGACUCCACCGACUCGAGUACCUGAGGUGAAGAGUCCAAGCCAAGCGGAGCGGUUGCUGGUUCCUGCGUCUUGGGUUGAUGGCACAGUCGGUACCCCAAAACAGAUGGGCAUGGAGAAGCACGCAGAACCGGUCUCCAAGGGAACCCCACGCAGGAAACAUGGGAAGAGGCCAAACAAACAUCGCUACAUCCCUUCUACCGUGAGCUCUACAGUUUCUCUGCCCAAGCCCAGCCCUUCCCCAGGAAAUAAACAUAUAAACCCUGUUACCCCCCAUUCAGAAGUUGUACUUUUAUCUGCAACCGUUUCUCUCACAACUGGAGACCCACAUGAGAGAACCAGAGUGGAAGAUCAUAGGGCAACCACCACAGAAACGCAUUCAUCUCAUGAUAAGUUCCGAGAGACAAUUCCAGUCACGUACAAGCCUGCGCCAGACGGAAAGGAAAUUAAGAAUGACGGUGUCAUAUACAUCAAGGACUAUGAAACCGACAGUCUAGUCCCCGGUGGGUCAGUCACUCCCGUGGCAUCACCUUCUGGGGCCAAGGUCUCCACUGUGGGACAGUUUAAGGAGGCAUCCCCUCCUGGCUUUCCAGGAACUACAAGGCGGAAUCCCCCAAGCCCAGCCCAGCCUGAGAUGCUACAGACAGACCCACCUGUUACCAGCUCUGCAGAAGCUCUUACAGACUCACCCGUUUUAAAAGAGUUGGAGGACCUAGGUUUUCCUUCUGAGUUUUCACCUUCUGCUACAGUCUCCACACCCUUUCAAAAGGAAGAAGUGGUUCCUUCAGCUACCCUCUCCAUCAUAAAAGCGGAGGCAACGUCACGUCAGGCAGAAACCACCAGCCGUGGUCGGAGUCAUCAUGAAACCCCUCCAGCUGUUCUCCGUUCUGACAUUCGACCCCAGAAUCAAGUCUCCACACCUGCCCCGGGGGAGGAGCCAACGUCAUCACUCCCACCCACAAUGUCAUCACUCCCACCCACGACUCUUGAGUCUUUGGUACCAACCACCACAAAGCCCACACCUCUUACUUCAAGGCCAUCACCAACAUCAAACGCUUCCAAAGAAAACAUUUUCUUCAAUUACGUGGGGACCCCAGAGACCAAAACACCUUCAGCGAGUAAGGAAGGAACUCAGCACAUAUUGAAGCCAAAAGAAUUAUCCACUCCCUCUUCCAACCAGGACAAAUUUACCUUCACGCCAAAACAGGAGUUAGGAAAGGAAGCAUUUGAUGGUACAACCAAAAGCAUCCUUCCGCGAGGUCCAGAUAGUCACCAAGUUUUCCACCAACCAGCCAGGGUUCCUGCCAAACCGAGUCCACCGAUAGGAACUGUGCGGCCACCACACACGGCCACACAGAGCUCCUUUAAAUACUUUGUCACUUUCCAGCCCCCUCGUCACCUGACCAAUGAACCAGAAGUCACCACGUAUCCAUCGAGGGUUUUGCCGGAGGAUAAGCACUUUCCGACUCCAAAACUACCAAGUUCCAUGACUACCGCGGUUCCUUUGCCUACGUCCAAACCUAGCAUUCCUAGUAAGUCGACUGACCAAGGAACUGACCGGUUCACCAGCAGCUCCAAAUUGUUUGGAAAUAACAACAUCCCCAAUCUAAGAGACCCCGUUGACAAGCUUCCAAAACCAAGACUUCCUCAUUAUCCCAGUGGAAGAUUCCCUUUCUUUUUCAACAGGACCCUCUCUUUCCCACAGUUGGCAGUUACUCCGAAGCCUCAGAUACCCACCUCUCCUGCCCCAGUGACAAGAGAGGGAAAAGUCAACCCAGGUGCCUACAAUAGGAUACAUUCGAAGAGCAUCUUCCAUGUGGACUUUGGUCCCCCCGCACCUCCUGUAGUGUACCUUCCCCGGACCACAGCGCCACCCUCAACGAACUUACGAAACAUCCCUCUGGUCUAUUCCACCCGGAGCUCCAUUCCUUUCAUGACAUCUUCUGCCCAGCCUUCCAGAAGCUUCCAUCAGAGCAGCUCAAAGCUCUUCUCUUCCGGAGGACCACCUGCAUCCAAAUUCUGGACGCUUGGGGAAAAGCCCCAAAUUAUCACCAAAUCCCCCCAGACCGUGUCCGUCACUGCGGAGACGGAUGUCGUGUUCCCAUGUGAGGCUACGGGGAAACCCAAGCCUUUCGUGACUUGGACGAAGGUGUCCACAGGUGCUCUCAUGACCCCAAACACCAGGGUGCAGCGGUUUGAAGUCCUGAAGAACGGCACCUUCGUCAUCCGAAACGUACAGGUGCAGGACCGCGGCCAGUACAUGUGCACGGCCAAGAACCUGCACGGAGCCGACAGGAUGGCGGUCCUGCUGUCCGUCUCCGUGCAGCAGCCCCAGGUCCUCGCCUCCCACUACAAGGAUGUCACCGUCUACCUGGGCGACACCAUCGCCAUGGAGUGUCUGGCGAAGGGGACCCCGGCUCCCCAGAUCUCCUGGAUUUUCCCCGACGGGAGGGUCUUGCACACUGUGUCCCCCGUGGAGGGCCGGAUCACGCUGCACGAAAACCGGACCCUCUCCAUCAAGGAGGCGUCCUUCCAAGACCGGGGGGUGUACAAGUGCGUGGCCAGCAACGCCGCGGGCGCCGACAGCCUCGCCAUCCGCCUGCACGUGGCGGCCCUCCCGCCGGUCAUCCAGCAGGAGAAGCUGGAGAACAUCUCCCUGCCCCCGGGCCUCAGCAUCCACGUGCACUGCACCGCCAAGGCCGCGCCCCUGCCCAGCGUGCGCUGGGUCCUCCGGGACGGGACGCAGAUCCGCCCGUCGCAGUUCAUCCACGGCAACCUCUUCGUCUUCCCCAACGGGACCCUCUACAUCCGCAACCUGGCGCCCAAGGACAGCGGCCGCUACGAGUGCGUGGCCGCCAACCUGGUGGGCUCAGCGCGGAGGACCGUGCAACUCACCGUGCAGCGCGCCGCCGCCAACGCGCGCAUCACCGGCUCCUCCCCGCACAGGACCGACGUCCGCUACGGGGGGACCCUCCAGCUGGACUGCAGCGCCUCCGGGGACCCCUGGCCCCGCAUCCUCUGGAGACUGCCAUCCAAGAGGAUGAUCGACGCACUCUUCAGCUUUGAUACCAGGAUCAAGGCGUUCGUCAACGGGACCCUGGUGGUGAAAUCCGUCACGGACAAAGACGCGGGGGACUACCUGUGCAUCGCCCGCAAUAAGGUCGGAGAUGACUUUGUCGCGCUCAAGGUCAACGUGGUCAUGAGGCCGGCCAAGAUCGAACACAAGGAGGAGAACGACCACAGGGUCUUUUACGGGGGGGACCUCAAAGUGGACUGCUUGGCCACCGGGCUCCCCAACCCCGAGAUCUCCUGGAGCCUCCCGGAUGGGAGCCUGGUCAACUCGUUCGUGCAGUCCGACGACAGCGGGGGGAGGACCAAGCGCUACGUGGUUUUCAACAACGGGACCCUCUACUUCAACGAGGUGGGGUUGCGCGAGGAAGGGGACUACACCUGCUUUGCGGAAAAUCAGGUUGGCAAGGAUGAGAUGAGGGUGCGCGUCAAGGUGGUGACCGAGCCGGCCGCCAUCCGGAACAAGACGUACUCCGUGGUCCAGGUGCCCUACGGCGACGUGGUCACCGUGGCCUGUGAGGCCAAAGGGGAGCCCACACCCAGGGUGACCUGGCUUUCUCCAACCAACAGGCUGAUCCCCACGUCCUCCGAGAAGUACCAGAUAUACGAGGACGGCACUCUGCUCAUCCAGAAAGCCCAGCGCUCGGACAGCGGCAACUACACCUGCGUGGUCAGGAACAGCGCCGGGGAGGACAGGAAGACGGUCUGGAUUCACGUCCAGGUCCGGGCGCCCAAGAUCAACGGGAACCCCGACGCCAUCACCACGGUGCGGGAGAUCGCCCCGGGAGGGAGCCGCAAGCUCAUCGACUGCCAGGCGGAAGGCAUCCCCGCGCCAAGGGUGCUGUGGGCCUUUCCCGAGGGCGUGGUCCUGCCCGCCCCUUACUAUGGCAACCGCAUCACCAUCCACCGCAACGGUACCCUGGACAUCAAGAGCCUGAGAAAGAGCGACUCCGUCCAGCUCACCUGCAUCGGACGUAACGAAGGCGGGGAGGCCAGGCUCGUCGUGCAGCUGACCGUCUUGGAGCCGGUGGAGAAGCCGGUCUUCCACGACCCGGUCAGCGAGAAGAUCACCGCCAUGGCCGGCCACACCAUCAGCCUCAACUGCUCGGCGUCGGGAAGCCCGACGCCCACGCUGCUGUGGGUCCUCCCCAACGGCACGGAGCUGCCCCGCGGCCACCAGCUGCAGAGGUUCUACCACAAGGGCGACGGGAUGCUCCACGUCAGCGGCCUCUCGUCCGUGGACGCCGGGGCUUACCGCUGCGUGGCCCGCAACGCGGCCGGCUACUCAGAGAGGCUCGUGUCCCUGAAGGUGGGGCUGAAGCCUGAAACGAGCAAGCAGUACCACAACCUGGUCACCAUCCUCAACGGGGAGACCCUGCAGCUGCCCUGCACCCCCGUGGGGGCCCGGCAGACGCGCGCCUCGUGGACGCUGCCCAGCGGCGUGCUGCUGGAGGGGCCCCAGGCCCGAGGACGCCUCGUCCUCUGGGAGAACGGUACCCUCACGGUGCGCGACGCCUCGGUCUUCGACAGGGGCACCUACGUGUGCAGGGCGGACACCGAGUACGGCCCCUCCGUGGUGACCGUCCCGGUGAUCGUCAUCGCCUACCCUCCGAGGAUCACCAGCGAGCCCACGCCCGUCAUCUACGUCCGGCCCGGGGGCACCGUGAAGCUGAACUGCAUGGCCAUGGGCAUUCCCAGGGCCGAGGUGACCUGGGAGCUGCCGGGCGGGUCGCGCCUGACCGCGGGGACGCAGCCCCGGGUCUACGGCAACCGGUCCCUUCACCCGCAGGGUUCCUUAACCAUCCAGCAGGCCACCCAGAGAGAUGCCGGCUUCUACAAGUGCACCGCCAAGAACCUCCUGGGCAGUGACUCCAAGGCCACCUACAUCCACGUCUACUGAAACCCGGAGAGCGCAGCCGGGACUCCGCGGCCGGCCGGCCCCGUCGCUUGGGGAGUGGGACCAAAGCCUCCUCUGUAAGCAGCGCUGGGGCCCAAGAGGAGAGGCGGCGCUCUGAAAGGAUGCGUCGCGGGGCCCGGUGGUCCCCUCCCAGUCGGGCGUCAGGCUCACGUUGACCUCGACCCGCGCGUGCGGACGACGAAAGGAAGCCACGCAGACACUGGAAGCAGGUGUCGCCCUCUCCGGGGGACGUGCCUUCAUGUUUACAGGAUGCCGUAGUUCACAGGACGCGCGCGCACAUGGCAGUUUCUCUGCUGCCACCCUGGUGCUUGAAAGGGGUGUCUGUCAGAUAUCUAAGGAGCGUUCGCGGCAAAGAAACGGUAGAGAUUCCCAGUGCCUUGCUGCCCCGUGGAGGAUGCAUUUUACCUAGUUAACCAGCUGCCGUUUUAACAUGCUAGAACAGUCUAGAAUGAGUACCCGUCUUUCCAUUUCUUUUUUUUUUCUUUUCCCCCGUCCCUUCAAAAAUCCAGUUCGCCCGACAAAGGCUGAGAACCGGAGCGAUGGGUCUGUUUUGUUUUGUUUUGUUUUCACGUACAGGUGUCAUACCGUACAGCUCCCAUUUUAUACGAGAGAACGCUUUCUCCCUGGAACUCACUUUUUAUAUAGUGUUUUAUAUAUAUAUAUAUAUAUAUUUUUUUUUCUUUCUAAUCAGACGAUGAGAGUAGAAAGAGAAAGACGUACUUUCUGUCUCAUUAUACGUAAUAAAUUAUUGGUCUUUACAAGACUUGGGUACCUUAGAGCAGGCGUGGACAUGCAGUUAAGACAAGAUUCCUCCCUGACGUCCUUGAAAUGCAUUAACCACUGUUGCCUUACCGCGCCCAGGGACCCUCCGGUGGGGGAUGCUGAGAUAUCGGGCGUCCUUGUUUAUAGUAAAGUUAUCCGGAGAGAGCUGUGUGUGUGUGCGUGGGGACAGGGACAGGGAGGGCACAGGACAGGGAGGACAAGGCUACGUUCUGACCCCGCAGCAUAAAUGCAGAGCCUUGCGGAGAAGCCCGGAAAUACCUUUGCUCCCGUCAGUGUGUGUCCACGAAAAGUAGAUGUGUUAUUUCCAUGACUGCUUUCCUGUAUUUUGAAGGUCAACAUAACGUACAUUGGAUAAUAAAGUAAUAUUUUCCAGACAA
Messenger RNA from Hippopotamus amphibius kiboko, 10308 nucleotides. RefSeq names its product matrix remodeling associated 5 (gene MXRA5). The record is from RefSeq and is a predicted model, not a curated record. Gene Ontology annotation, cellular component: extracellular region. The coding region runs from base 566 to 9130 and encodes 2854 amino acids. NCBI's taxonomy places the organism in Eukaryota, Metazoa, Chordata, Mammalia, Artiodactyla, Hippopotamidae. The transcript is spliced from 7 exons. Gene Ontology annotation, molecular function: protein binding.